UACAACAAGUUUGACAGCUCAGCUUUUUCCGGCGCUCACCCGCAGCAGCAGCAGCGCACUCACUCUCCUCUGUUUCUUCCUCUAGCGACACAGUUUUAUCUUCUUCUUCUUUUUGUUGGUAUGUGUGCGUCUUGCGUCUCUUGCUGGCUAUGAGGAAUUUAAUGUACCCGUAGGUUUGGUCACUUCCCCCCCUCCCACACACACAAACACACACACACUCCUUCUUGGACCUUUUUGGUUGGCGUUGUUUUGUUUUUGUUUUGUUUUUUUGUUUUUCUUUUGGUUGGUCGCGAGGGAUUUAUCGAUAACCAUGUCGAGGGGCGCGGAGGAGGUGUUCAAGCUAACUGAAAGUACAUACAAGAGUGUGAUGGAACAGUUCAACCCGGGACUGAGGAAUCUGGUCAACCUGGGCAAGAACUAUGAGAAAUCAGUGGCUGCAAUGACCCUGGCGGGAAAGUUGUAUUUUGAUGCAAUGUCUAAGAUUGGGGAGAGUGCUGCAGUGUCUCCUGUCUCCAGAGAAUUAGGUGUAGUGCUGAUGGAAAUCUCGGAGGUUCACAGGAAGGUUCAUUUUGAGCUGGAAGAAAACUUUAAGAGGUUCCACAGGGAGAUAAUAACCGAGCUGGAGAGAAAGACCGACAUGGAUGUCAAAUACAUGACAGCCACGUUUAAGAGGUACCAGAUGGAGCACAAGAUGAAGCAGGACUCUCUGGAAAGGUCCCAGUCAGACCUGAAGAAGCUGAGGAGAAAAAGUCAAGGCAAGAACGCCAACAAGUACGAGAACAAGGAGAGCGAGUGCCUGGAAACGUUGACAAGCCGUCAGAUGGACAUGCAGUUGUUCAUCGCGGACGGCUGUAAGGAGGCUCUGCUGGAGGAGAAGAGACGCUUCUGUUUCUUGGUGGACAAACACUGCAUGUUCUCCUACCAGUUCGCUUCCUUCCACGACAAGGCCAGAGACAUUCUGACGGCAAAGCUGAGCAGCUGGCAGGACCAGUGCAACGACGCCACCGACAUGCCCGAGAGUAUCUUGACGAUGAUUGAGGGACUGCGCACGCCCGUCUCCAUUACACCUCUACCCUCUCCCUCCCUGUCACAGCACAGAGUGAACAUGACCGCUCCCCCGGCCCCAGCUCUGAAGGCUCAGACCAGUCCUCUGGCUAACAUGUUCAGCCAGGAAAACAGCACAGACCCCAGUGAGGAGAACAAUCUUGCCAGGUCUGUGUCUGUCGCCACAGGCCUCAACAAUAUAGUGAAGAGGCCACGUGUGCGCACCAUCUUCCCUCACACUGCCGGCAACAACAGCACACUGCUCAGCUUUGAUGAGGGAGACGUCAUCAUCCUCCUCAUUCCUGACGAGAGAGACGGGUGGAUGUACGGCGAACUGGAGAAGAAUGGAAAGAGGGGCUGGUUCCCUUCAUCUUACUGCCGUGCGGUCUCGGAGCCUCUCGUGAAUAACAACAGUGUGUCCCCUGCCCCGUACCGCAGCAGAAGCGUGGUCAACCUCCACCAUCAGGACACGGAGACCGACGAGGCGACCAUGGUGCUCCCCCCAGCGGACUACUGUGACACCCCUCAGCGCAGCUCCCUCAAGAACAACAUCUCGUCCACCGGCAACAUCACAAAUAACAACCACCAGCACUCCCCCACGCCCUCUGCAGCCUCCUCCUCCUCCUCGUCUGAUCACAACACGACAAUGCAGCCUAAUGGCUUCUCGAGACCUACGCCUGCUUACCUCGCGGGAGGGAACCCGUUCGCUACAGUCAGGCUACGUCCAACCGUCACCAACGACCGCUCCGCACCGGUCAUCUGAUCUGUCCACAUUUCCACGCAACCCCGAUUCCCACAACCCCUCUGUCGUCAGCCUCCCUGUGUCAUCUAUCCCAGGACAUCUUUUACUGUCCAACAGAUCCCCCUGGUCUGGAUGGAACCGGACAAAACUUGGCCAGUACUGAGGGAAAAAAAUGCCAUUUAAAUCUGGGAUCUCCUUUACUGCUGCAAACUCUCAUGGAAGUAUUUUGGGACCAUUUUAUUUUACAGAACAGAUGCUCAUAUAUUUAAUAUAUAUAUAUAUAUAUAUUUUCCAUGUCUGUUUAUGUCCCUCUGUUUGUGGUGGUGAUAUUUAAAUGACCACAGUCUUACCUGCACUUGAGAAAUGGAUGAAUAAAAAUGGUCAAAGAAAAAUACUGCAAUGUAUUUAUACCAUUGAUGUUGCUUGUCCGUCGUCCAAAUGACUGUUAGAAAUCUUUUCUGUUGCCAUAGGACAGUAAAAGAAUGUACUGUUGAGGACCUCUGCAUUUCACCUUUAGGUCCUUUAUGAAAGUGUUGCAUCUCAGUGUCGAUAUUAAAAUGACGUUGACUGUCGCUGUGAGGAGAUUCAUUCAAAAAAGGCACACAAGUGAUCUUUAUCGUUAAGUCCCUCUUGUAUAUACAUUUGUACAACUGAUGCUAUAAAUAUUGACCUUUGCCAUCUAACUUAACCUUUUGUAGAGCUAGAGGAUCAUGGAAACCGGACUUUUGCCUUAAUGACACAUACAUACCUACUGUAAAAGUAUCAUGUACCUGCUGCAUUCUUUAAAUUGUGGACAUGAGUUGUGACUUAUUGCCUCAUCUUCAGAUUGACAGUUUAAUCACUACACAUGGCAUUUUAAGACCACAGUGUGUACACUUGUUCUAGUCUUGGGCCCUCAUUACACCCUUAAUAAAAAAUUUGCUGUAUGAAAAAUAAAGAUGUAUUUCUUCAACUUGCUGUUAGUUUGUUAUCAUGCACACAAAGUGUCAGUUUUAAUGUUCUUAUUAUGCAUUCACUUGUUAUAUGAAAUGUAUAUUUCAGUGUAUUUACGGGGAGUAAUGUUCAUGCAUUUGCAAAAGAUCAAAAAAGUCAAGCAAGUAAGUAGCAUUCAUUUUUAAUUACAGUAACUUAUAUAUAAAAAGUAAGAACUUCAAUCAUAAGAGCGUGCGUAGUGUGUUUUCUAAAGCAAGAUCUUUUUUUUUUUAAUCCCUCCCACCCAGUUUAUAUCUCUUUCUCUUCUGCCAUGGACAAUUAUACAACAUCUUGCUGUGAUGGAAGACGUAGACAUGGAUAUACUGCACAUACAGGGACAUAGACAUUCUCAAUUGAUUGUCUGGUUGGGAAGAAUGGGGCAGGGUGACUUGUCACAGAGUAGAGUACUAAGAAAAAAUCCAGAGAUUAUACACAUUAUUCAGAGAUCUCUUCAGCUUUUGCUCUUGGCAUGCUUUCCUUGAAGUGAAACUCCGCACGUUAAAGGAGGAGUCUGCGCUUUGACAUAAAGAGUCCUCUUAGAGUAGGUAGAAGUACGAAGUCAAACAGUGAUUGAGGUUGUAAAGUCAAGGGCAUUUCAGAUUGUAUGUACCUGAGGUCUGCAUUGGCCCUGGAAAAAAGCACAACCCAGCAGAAUAAUCAAACAAACGGUCAGUGCAAAUAUGGCCCCAAGAAAAAAAAAUAUCAACAAAAACAGACAAAAUGGUGCAGGCUUUCUGUCUGAGGCGAGUCCAUUGUUCCAGCCGGGACAGUUCACGUCCAAGGAUCUUUACACGUCUUUUUUUUUUUUUAAUACAUGUUGUAUGCGUUAAUCCAUGUGACACAC
This is a messenger RNA of Dicentrarchus labrax (European seabass), 3602 nucleotides long. RefSeq names its product BAR/IMD domain containing adaptor protein 2 like 1b (gene baiap2l1b). Bases 311 to 1807 code for a protein of 498 amino acids. The transcript has 14 exons. Lineage: Eukaryota; Metazoa; Chordata; Actinopteri; Moronidae. Gene Ontology annotation, molecular function: protein binding. Gene Ontology annotation, cellular component: nucleoplasm; cytosol. The record is from RefSeq and is a predicted model, not a curated record. Gene Ontology annotation, biological process: plasma membrane organization; positive regulation of actin filament polymerization; actin filament bundle assembly.